Molecule: messenger RNA, 3780 nt
Organism: Bombyx mandarina (wild silkworm)
Lineage: Eukaryota; Metazoa; Arthropoda; Insecta; Lepidoptera; Bombycidae
Gene: eag
Product: potassium voltage-gated channel protein ether a go-go
Biological process (GO): regulation of membrane potential; potassium ion transmembrane transport
Cellular component (GO): plasma membrane; voltage-gated potassium channel complex
Molecular function (GO): voltage-gated potassium channel activity
Source: RefSeq, a predicted model, not a curated record
CGAAGCCGUCAAUUCCGUCAGUGGCGCCGCGAACCAACCGCGACCAAUCGCUCACCCCUCCAAAAAAAACCGACCCACCACGGAAACAAGAAAAUGACCCCCUUUUCAUGAGUGACCGGUACUGAGUGACCAGAGUUGAGCGGAAACAAAACGAAAACACAGUGAAAAACACUUCAAUGCACGGAUCAGUGCGUAGAUGGUGUGCGUGUGUUCGGUGAGGCAUGUGAGGUGGGCGGUGAGGCAGCGGCAUGCCGGGCGGCCGCCGGGGGCUGGUGGCCCCGCAGAACACCUUCCUCGAGAACAUCAUCCGCCGCUCCUCAUCGCAGCCAGACAGCAGCUUCCUGCUGGCGAACGCGCAGAUCGUGGACUAUCCGAUCGUGUACUGCAACGAAACCUUCUGCAAGAUGAGCGGCUACAAUCGGGCCGAGGUCAUGCAAAAGUCCUGCAGAUGCACGUGGAUGUACGGCGAGCUAACGGAAAAAGAAGCUAUAGAGCGAAUCGACCGAGCUCUGGACCACCACCUGGCGGAUCAGUUUGAGAUACUACUGUACAAGAAGAACAGAACACCACUAUGGCUGCUCGUUCACGUGGCCCCGAUACGGAACGAGAGGGAGCUGGUCGUACUCUUCCUGCUCACCUUCAGAGACAUCACUGCCCUGAAGCAACCUAUCGAUGCAGACGACCCCAAAGGAGGUCUGUCGAAAUUCGCGAAGUUAGCCCGCAGUGUUACAAGGUCUAGGUCGGUGCUGGUCUCCGCGCUGCCGGCCCUCAAGGAGCCGCAGCGACAGAGUCACCUGGCGCAUGUGAUGUCCUUAUCGGGAGAUGUUUUGCCGCAAUACAGACAAGAAGCACCGAAGACGCCGCCCCAUAUCCUACUCCACUACUGCGCGUUUAAAGCCAUCUGGGACUGGAUUAUCCUCUGUUUGACUUUCUACACUGCCAUCAUGGUACCCUACAACGUGGCCUUCAAGAACAAAACGAGCGAAGACGUGUCCCUCCUUGUGAUAGACUCCAUUGUAGACGUGGUGUUUUUCAUCGAUAUAGUGCUGAAUUUUCACACGACCUUCGUGGGUCCCGGCGGAGAAGUUGUCAGUGAUCCAAAAGUUAUAAGGAAGAAUUACUUCAAGUCGUGGUUCCUCAUAGACUUGCUCUCCUGCCUGCCGUAUGAUGUGUUCAAUGCCUUCGAUCACGACGAAGAUGGAAUCGGAAGUCUGUUUAGUGCGCUCAAAGUCGUGAGAUUACUCCGGCUUGGUCGCGUAGUUCGUAAGCUAGAUCGAUACCUUGAGUAUGGGGCGGCGAUGCUGAUCCUUCUGCUCUGCUUCUACAUGCUGGUGGCGCACUGGUUGGCCUGCGUCUGGUACAGCAUCGGCCGCUCGGACGCCGACUCCGGCCUCCAAUACUCAUGGUUAUGGAAACUGGCCAACGUGACCCAGUCCCCGUAUUCCUACGUCUGGUCCAACGAGUCUGACGGGCCCGAGCUAGUUAACGGGCCCUCGCGCAAGACCAUGUACGUGACGGCGCUGUACUUCACCAUGACCUGCAUGACCUCCGUGGGCUUCGGCAAUGUCGCCGCCGAGACCGAUAACGAGAAGAUCUUCACCAUCUGCAUGAUGAUCGUGGCAGCUCUGCUGUACGCGACUAUAUUUGGCCACGUCACGACAAUCAUCCAACAAAUGACGUCAGCAACGGCGAAGUAUCACGACAUGCUGAACAACGUUAGGGAGUUCAUGAAACUACACGAGGUGCCUAAAGCUUUAAGCGAAAGAGUCAUGGACUACGUGGUUUCCACUUGGGCCAUGACUAAGGGCAUCGACACGGACAAGGUGCUAAAUUACUGUCCGAAAGACAUGAAGGCCGAUAUCUGCGUCCACUUGAACCGGAAAGUCUUCAACGAGCACCCGGCGUUCAGACUGGCAUCCGACGGCUGUCUCCGAGCCCUCGCGAUGCACUUCCAAAUGUCGCACUCCGCGCCCGGAGACCUGCUGUACCACACGGGAGAGUCCAUAGAUUCGUUGUGUUUCAUCGUUACCGGCAGUCUAGAAGUAAUACAGGACGAUGAAGUUGUCGCUAUAUUGGGUAAAGGAGACGUCUUCGGAGAUUCGUUCUGGAAGGACAGCGCCGUCGGUCAGUCGGCCGCGAACGUCAGGGCGCUCACGUACUGCGACCUGCACACUAUCAAGCGAGACCGUCUGCUGGAAGUCCUGGACUUUUAUCAAGCGUUCGCGAAUAGUUUCGCCAGAAAUCUAACCCUCACUUAUAAUUUAAGACAUCGACUAAUAUUUCGCAAGGUAGCAGACGUCCGUCGCGAGCGAGAGCUCAUGGAGAGACGGAAGCGAGAACCGCAACUCGAACAAGCACAAGAUCACCUCGUCCGCAAGAUAUUCUCUCGCUUCCGUCGUGAGAGGAGCGUCGCGGCCGCACCCGCUCCCGCCCCCGCUCGUGCGACCCCCGCCCUCGCCACGACUGCGGCUCAACCCACUGACGCAGAGCGCGGUGAAGCCACACAAGCGACUUCCGCAUCGACGACCACAACGACAACGGCCGCUCGUGGGAAGUGGGGGCGGCUGCUGGCGGGCGGGUCGCUGGACGCGCCCUCCGGGGAGCCGCCGCGGAGCGCCUUCGCUCGCAGUCUGAGCACCCGCGACCGACCCACGCCGCCCGCCAUCACGGAGACCACGGCUGCCACUCCUGCGCCCAUCUCCACCCUAUCCAUCAAGGCGUCAUUCGCGAAAGGUCGUUCAGCCGGUGCAUUGGGUGGGAGCGGAGGUUCGACAAGGCAGGACACUAUAGAGGAAGAAUUAGAAGAGAAGCGUGCCCCUGCGGCACCUCCUGCGGCGUCCCCCGCAGCGCCAUCCGCAGUGUCGCACGACGCGGCCUUGGCGGAGCUGCGACGCGAUGUACGCAAUGAAGUUCAAAGGCUGCAGCAGAAAUUGGGUCGCGUCGAAGAGCUGCUAACGAUGCUAGCCGCCCGUCUUGGGGCCGACCCCGCGGAGACGGCGGCGGCCGGUGCGGGGGCUGAGCCCGACCCUCCGCGCGCGCCCCCCACCGACCUAGCGGCACUCACUAGGAAACGACGCUCGAAGGCUCGCAGUAAAGGCGCAGCCCCACAAGCGCCGACGCCGACGACUCCCACGGAGACCCCGUCGAGUCCGGGGGCCACGAGCGGCGCGUCAAGCGGAGCGUCGAGCGGGGCGGCGCAGCGGCGGAGGGACUUUGUGUAGCGCGCGGCGGCGCCCGGCGCUCCUCCAGACUAGCGCUGUGCGCCCACACACACAAACGCCUACACCAUCUUCCAGACGCUAGUGUAACAAAUAACAGCGACAACAGCAACCUACGAUGGGUGAUGUGAUAUUAUAUCCACUAAAACCCCUUAGCGCUAUCAGACGUUACGUCCGAGUUAAAAAAAAAAACUAUAUCUGACGCAUUCUUCCACGGCUACACACAUACACACCUAUCUUUGUAUAGAUUGGCGGCACCGACAAUGCUUCUCAAACUGUGACACAAGCAUCGAAAUUAUUAAAGCUGAAUUGAUGUGAUUAAAACAGUGCAAAUGCACAAAGUCAAUUUUUCUAUCGUGUCCUUCGUAGCGGCACUAUGACCACAUUUCAUUUUAUGAACAACAUCAAAGCCAGUCAAUUUUAUGUGAUAGUUCACUAGUAACUUCAAUGUUUGAAACUGGCAUUUCGUUUCUUGAUGUAAGUUCCGAUGGUGGAGACGGUCAUUAAUAUUGAAUAUUCGUGAUAUGAGUAUUAAAAUGAACCAAUUGAAUUGUGUUGUUAA